UGGUUUUGACUAGAUAUUCUUUCUAUCUUCUUCCAUGGUUUUCUUGAUCUUCCAACAACAACAACAAGUCCAGUAUGUCCGGCGGCGGCGAUAAGAGUUCUCCUCCUCUUGAUCCUGCUCCGACCACAUCCGAGGUUACAUUAUUACCUGACAAUGAGAUCCAGCCAGCUGAUGAUUCCAUUUCCAACAACGGCUCCACUCAUUUGCCCGCCGCCGGAUCUGUACCUCCCCCAGAUGUCGACGUUGAUAAACUUAAACCUCCCAAAUCAUCAUCUUUUUUUAUGUCAUCUUUUUUUAUGUCUGUGUUCAAGUCGAAACCCAAGCGAGUACUUUCGGAGGUUAACAAUGCUACUAGCCAUGAUGAGGAAACACAUAAUGAAAGUGAGGCCCUGAUGAACCUGAUAAAAGCAGAUCUCGACUUGAUCGAUAACGUGAAGACGAUGGUCACUACGCACAACGAUCUAAUUGACAAGGAGCAUACUCGUUACGAUCAGCUGAAGAAGAACGGUGGUGAAGUAGAGGGUAUCCGGCAAAUGAAAAAGCGGGUCAAGAUGGUGAAGCAGCUCGUUACUUCUAAGCAUAAAGACGAGUACAAGGAUUCAAAUAAGCACAAAAGUUUGCUGGCAGAUGAUUCAGCUGACCACGUUAAAACUCUUGACCCCAACGUGCUCCAGAAAAUGCCCAGCUUGUACGCUAGUAAAGAUUUAUUUGUGGCUAAUUGUGCUUUUAAAGAUUUCGAAGCUCGCUAUAACGCCCUAGACAAAGAACUUAAGCUAUGUUUACUUUGCUUUUCGGUUUUCCCCGAAAACGAGGUAAUCAAGAAAAGGGUCAUGAUCUAUUGGUGGAUUGGCGAAGGGUUCGCACCUCCAUCCCUCGGAAACACACAACAACAACAACAGCAACCGAAUGAUAAUCUUAGCGAAAACACUCUGCAAGAAACUCUGAAUGGAGACGACAACACACUUCAGCUCAAUGCAAAUUCUGAAAUACAAGACGCAGUUCUCACAGAAGACACUGAUGAUCAUCAUCAACAUCAGAAGAAGAAGAAGAAUUCGACUCCAUCUGGGAGCAGCAGCAGUAGCAGCAAAGACCAGGAGAAGGGAGAUCCGAGUGGAAUCACCCAGAAAGAGAAUAAAACUCCUGAUGGAACUAUAAAUCAAAAGCAGAAUGGAACUUUGAUCGGAAACAAAGGGAAAGAAAUCGUGGAUCAAACAUUAACGAAACAGUGGAGCAGCAAGACAAAUUCUUUACACAAUAAAUUGACAGCUCACUCAACAAGCACCAUUGGAGAGUCAAGCAGGUCAAAAUCCACGCCUACAAUUGGAGUAGAAGGCGCCAGUACAGUUACAAAAAAGACAGCAGAAGAUUAUGCUAAUGAAUUCUUCAAGGAGCUAAUCGAUAAGGGCUUUAUCGAGCCUGUCCAUGAAAAGCAUCCUCCUCUUACUCAGGGGAAGAUUGCAGGCAGUUGCAAACUUCACCCUUUCACUCGUUCUAUGGUAAUAAUACUUGCUCAAAAGGCAAACUUCUUUGAUUUUGAUGAGAAAAAGGGGAGUCCAGUAGAGCAAUGCUCUAAUUCUCUUAGGUCGUGCUUAACAGGUAAAGUGCUAAACCAAAAUGAUAAACUAGAAAGGCUUCAUACUCUGUUUAACGUUAACGAGGAAACACUCGAGUUCAAACCCGAGUUGCUUGGAAGGAUGAAGAACCUAAAUGUACUCUAUUUAGGAAGAUGGCAGUCAUCCGCCAAACAUCACAUUGAAGUUGAGGAUAUGAAAAAUCUGAAGAAUGAAACUGUGAGUGUUCUUGAUGGUUUGGAGAAUUUAAAUCAUCUGAAGUUUUUGAGUAUACAAGGCAUCUCUAGGAUUACUGAGCUCCCCAAGUCCUUCUGUCGGCUGUCAAAGCUCACUAUUUUGGACAUAAGGGCUUGUCACAAUCUGGAGUUACUUCCUGAGGAGAUUGGCUUGCUUAAGAAUUUGACUCAUUUAGACAUGUCCGAAUGCUACUUAUUGGACCAGAUGCCAAAGGGUCUUUCUUCACUCAGUCGACUCCAAGUACUUAAGGGCUUUGUGGUCACUGAAGAUGCGGACGAGAAAAAGUCGUGUAAGCUUGAUGAGUUGCUUAAUUUACCUCUGAGGAAAUUGAGCAUUUAUACAGGCUUAAUGAAUUUCCCAUCAGAAACGGAUCUGCGUUCUCUCAAUGGGUUAAAAAAACUUCUCACGCUAACAAUAGCAUGGGGAAGAGGCUCUUUACAAGACACGACCGGUCUGCAAGAAGAAGGAGAAGGAAAAGGAAAAGGAGAAGCUACCCCGAAGAAGAAGAAGGAGACUAAUACCUCUGCAUUUAAACAACCAAUGCUAUCAAAGAAGAAAACAGCGAGUCAAUCAUCUCCUAAGACAAAGAAUAAUAAUCUAGAGCUUCCUUCGCAGUUGAAGAAAUUGAGUCUUGUGUGUUUCCCGAGGUCAGAAACACCCGAGUGGAUGAAGCCAUCUAGUUUGGGAAACUUAAAGAGUCUUCACAUCAGAGGAGGGAAGUUUUCUGAUUUGGGUCAAAUUCAGGAUGUUGAGGAUGAUGCAAAGGCCGAAUGGAAUGUUGAAGUGCUUCGGUUGAAGUACUUGAAUGAGCUAGAGAUGGAGUGGGGAGAAUUCUUGGAAAUGUUUCCUCGCGUUUCCUAUUUGGAGAAAGUGAGAUGUCCCAAGCUCACAUUCUUUCCUUGUAACCAGAGUGGAGUGUGGGUCAGGAAACCGAAGAAGAAGAAGAAGAAUUAAGUUUGAAGGAGGAACAUGCAGCGUAACAUUACAAGUCUUGUACAAUUAUUUCAUCUUGUUUGAAUUUAGAAUUAUUUGGGUCCCAAGAUUCUCAUGGGAACUCCUAUUCUUGUGCUUCUUUGCUUCGUCAUCUUCGAAUAAGGUACACAAAAUGUUGUAAUAUGUGUAGUGUUGUUGUAAUGUGUAGUAGUUUCCUUUGUUAUUGUUGUUGUUUAUGUGAUCUGGGAUUUACUGAUUUAUGUAUGUUUGAUUGAUUUGAAUAAAGGCAAAUAAUUAUCCUUUUA
Molecule: messenger RNA, 3046 nt
Organism: Impatiens glandulifera
Lineage: Eukaryota; Viridiplantae; Streptophyta; Magnoliopsida; Ericales; Balsaminaceae
Exons: 1
Coding region: 75-2762 (895 amino acids)
Biological process (GO): defense response to other organism
Source: RefSeq, a predicted model, not a curated record